AUGAAGAGGAUAAUCUGUUUCAUUGCAUUGAUCUCAAUCAUUGCUGCAAAUACCAUCUCAGUUCCCGAAACUGCUAGCCUGGAGGCUAAGAAAGCUAUAUCGCAGGAUCAAAUAACUGAGGGAAACGAUGAUUUGGAGGGUGCUGAAACACUCGGAUUUGGAUUUAAGAAGAGCAUCCACAAGCACAUCCAUAUUACCCCGCCUUAUGGAGCUUACUAUGGUGGUUUUCCUAGAGGCUACUAUAAUGGAUAUUAUCCCUCUUAUGGAUAUCACUACGGCUAUCCUUAUCGUCAUUAUGGAUAUGGUCAUGGAUAUGGAUAUGACUAUCCUUACUACCGGUAUGGUUAUCCUAAUCAUUAUCCUUAUCACUACUAA
This is a messenger RNA of Toxorhynchites rutilus septentrionalis, 375 nucleotides long. RefSeq lists its product as uncharacterized. Lineage: Eukaryota; Metazoa; Arthropoda; Insecta; Diptera; Culicidae. The record is from RefSeq and is a predicted model, not a curated record. The transcript is spliced from 2 exons. The coding region runs from base 1 to 375 and encodes 124 amino acids.